UUCAAAACUCUUUCUUUCUUCGCCUCCUCCAUAUUCUCAUCUCAAACCUUUACUCUAAUGGCUACCAAAUCUGCUGGAGAACCCUCAGAAGCACUUAAGUACCAGACAUGGAUCCUCAAAGUUUCCCUCCACUGUGAAGGUUGUAAGAGGAAAGUCAAGAAAGUUCUCAAGAGCAUUGAUGGUGUUUUUACCACAGCCUUUGAUUUACAGCAACAGAAAGUUACAGUGACCGGAAACGUAGCAGUUGAGACUCUGAUUAGAAAGCUGCUUAAAACAGGGAAACACGCCGAGAUUUGGCCGGAAACUAUCGCCGGAAAAGAGAAAAAAUCCGGGAGAGCAAAGAACAAGAACAAAGAUAGUGACCCAGAAAGUGGCAUAAACGACAAUGGCCAAAAGGAUGAGAAUCCAUGUGAGAAAGUUGAAGAGAAGCUUGUCUCUGUUAAAAACAGUGGAAAAGAAAGUGGCGGAAAUUCGCCUGGAAAUCCUCCCGCCGGAGAGGAGUCGCCGACGGUGGAUCAAAAGGGCAGCGAAAGUACUGAGGGUGGUGCUGCUACCACCGCUGCAAAAGGUGGCGGAAAAAAGAAGAAAAGAAAAGGGCAAAAAGGUAAUAAUGUGAGCAGUGGUUUGCCUGCACCAUUGUUUGGUAAUGGUAGGCCUGCGGGCACCGGAUCUCAAAGUCAUGAGCUGGGUACGAAUCAUGGUGUGAGCCUGAUGAAUCUGAACCCUACACGUCACUCAUCAAGCCACUACCCACAAGGAAAUUACCCUCAUGUUCAACCUGUGUAUGUUGCAAGUUACAGUAGGACACAUCCUACCCCAAGUUUUGGACCCUCCUGUUGUGUUCCAUCAUCACCGUACACGUAUGCAGGCACCCACCAAGAGAUUUAUCCAGUGCAAGCAACACCGUUGGAUUCCUUUGAGAUUUUCAGUGAUGAAAACGCCAAUGGGUGUUCCAUCAUGUGAUUGCCC
Corylus avellana is the source of this 969-nucleotide messenger RNA. Its product is annotated as heavy metal-associated isoprenylated plant protein 35-like. Gene Ontology annotation, molecular function: metal ion binding. The record is from RefSeq and is a predicted model, not a curated record. Lineage: Eukaryota; Viridiplantae; Streptophyta; Magnoliopsida; Fagales; Betulaceae.